UCAGGGUUGGUGGGUGGGAUUAUGUAUUAAACUAAAUUGCUUAGAUUGUAAGGGCAAAACCGAAGGAGGAUUUUACUCUUUCGCCGCUUUGUCGUGUCCUCCCCCUCUCAUUACAUUAUUCAUGGAAGAAGAAGAUUCUGUACAUCCUCACACCACAAUACAUGACGUCGGAAAAUUACAAUACGGAUGCGAGCACUAUCGGAGACGAUGCAAAAUCCGUGCUCCUUGUUGCGAUAAGAUCUUCCCUUGCCGCCAUUGCCAUAACGAGGACGUGAACUCUCUCAGCAAUCCCAAGGAUCAUCACGAGCUUGUUAGGCAAAAUGUUAAGCAAGUUGUUUGUUCACUUUGCAAUACCGAGCAGGAGGUUGCUCAAAUUUGUGCCAACUGUGGGGUCAAAAUGGGUGAAUAUUUUUGCAAUAUUUGCAAAUUUUAUGAUGAUGAUAUUUCAAAGGGACAGUUCCACUGUGAUGAUUGUGGGAUUUGUAGAGUUGGUGGCCGUGAUGAAUUCUUUCACUGUCGGAAGUGCGGAUCUUGCUACUCAGUAAGUGCGCGCAAUGAUCAUGUAUGCGUGGAGAACUCCAUGAAGAACUACUGCCCUGUUUGUUAUGAGUAUCUUUUUGACUCAGUUAAAGGCUCAACAGUUAUGAAAUGUGGGCACACAAUGCAUACAGAUUGUUUUGACGAAAUGGCUUACCAAAACCAGUACCGAUGCCCUAUUUGCUCCAAGACAGUGCUUAACAUGUCUGACUAUUGGCAGUUUUUAGAUAUGGAGAUUGAAGCUAAUAAGAUGCCUGAGGAGUACCAGUACGAUGUUUCAAUCCUCUGCAAUGACUGCAACACCACCAGCAAAGCCCCAUUUCACAUUUUAGGACACAAGUGCCUGCACUGUGACUCAUAUAACACCCGAAGGAUUUCAGCACCUGAUCAUGAAAAUGUUCAGUAAUGUUUAAAUUUCCAUUGCUUCUCUAGCGAAAUGCACACAAGAGCUGAAGAAAGUAUGCAAUUCUAUUUGCUGGACUUGGAGUUCUGUUGAUUGGAAUUUACCAACUGUUUGUAAGAUCUUGCAACAUAAAAAUGUACUUUUAGAUACCUUUCUCAUUUUCAUUAUUGUCAAUGACAAGUUUAACGUGUAUUCUAACUGAAAAGCUUAGGUUGAGAGAAUUUUUGUCCAUAUGUAGCCAGAGGAUUUGGAUUCAAAAAGAUAACUUUCUGUAAGGUAUACCAAAUUUAGAAAUUCUCUUAUGCAAUACACUAAUAAGAAUUUGGUUUACAAAAUUUGCAUCAA
Mangifera indica (mango) is the source of this 1285-nucleotide messenger RNA. Its product is annotated as E3 ubiquitin-protein ligase MIEL1. Bases 122 to 943 code for a protein of 273 amino acids. Gene Ontology annotation, cellular component: nucleus. Lineage: Eukaryota; Viridiplantae; Streptophyta; Magnoliopsida; Sapindales; Anacardiaceae. The record is from RefSeq and is a predicted model, not a curated record. The transcript is spliced from 13 exons. Gene Ontology annotation, biological process: protein ubiquitination; ubiquitin-dependent protein catabolic process. Gene Ontology annotation, molecular function: zinc ion binding; ubiquitin protein ligase activity.